This is a messenger RNA of Paramormyrops kingsleyae, 1157 nucleotides long. It is a transcript of the gene ndufs7, whose product is annotated as NADH:ubiquinone oxidoreductase core subunit S7. Gene Ontology annotation, molecular function: quinone binding; 4 iron, 4 sulfur cluster binding; NADH dehydrogenase (ubiquinone) activity. The record is from RefSeq and is a predicted model, not a curated record. Gene Ontology annotation, cellular component: respiratory chain complex I. Gene Ontology annotation, biological process: mitochondrial respiratory chain complex I assembly; aerobic respiration; electron transport coupled proton transport. NCBI's taxonomy places the organism in Eukaryota, Metazoa, Chordata, Actinopteri, Osteoglossiformes, Mormyridae.
AACAGAAGUUGUUAUCACGGGAAACCAAAAGCUGUAGACAUGCAAGCAGCGUUUGUCUAGAGAAAGUAGGAAGCGGAUUCCACUAAAAAUGUCGUGGCUAAUGCUAUUGAAAUGGAUGGAAACUAACUGAAUUAAGAAAUUAAUAUUUUUGUCAUGUAGGAAAAAUAUUUGUAUUUCACAUAUAUUUGCUGUCACGUGUAGGCUUGCACCUUGUACGUGUGCUUCUUGCAAAACAGUACAAAAGAAAUGAAAGAUAGUAAAUGACAAAAAGCCUGCAACACAGUAACUACCGGAAACACCAUUUCACCCUAAAUACGACGCUCGGCCCUCGCACUGUGGAGCAGGCCUUUUCAAGUAUGGCGAACGUUGUCGUUCCCUGCCUGCGCAGGUUUGGGUCAUUUUCUCUGAGGCCCAGUAUUGCUGCUGUUAUCCAUAAGAAGUACUUUCACCAGAGAACAAACACUGAGCCUGCAAACAGCCUGAUUCCGGUGAGAGAGAAAAGCACUGCAGUAGCCCCCAAGUCUGCAGCUGCGCCGAGCAGCAAAGGGGAAUAUGUCAUUGCCAAACUGGAUGAUCUGGUGAACUGGGCGCGCAGGAGCUCCUUGUGGCCCAUGACAUUUGGCCUCGCCUGCUGCGCUGUGGAGAUGAUGCACAUGGCAGCCCCUCGCUACGACAUGGACCGCUUCGGAGUGGUGUUCAGAGCCAGCCCCAGGCAGGCCGACGUCAUGAUAGUCGCUGGCACCCUGACAAAUAAGAUGGCCCCUGCACUCCGCAAGGUGUAUGACCAGAUGCCAGAACCUAGAUAUGUCAUUUCAAUGGGAAGCUGCGCUAAUGGUGGGGGCUAUUACCACUAUUCCUACGCUGUGGUGCGAGGCUGUGACCGCGUCGUUCCCGUAGACAUUUACGUUCCAGGCUGCCCCCCCACGGCAGAGGCUCUGCUCUACGGCACUCUGCAGCUGCAGAAGAAGAUAAAGCGUGAGAAGAGACUGAGGAUUUGGUAUCGCAAGUAAAGCCACCACCUGCUUUUCUUGCUUAAUACACCUGUUCCUGGUUUGUAGUUUGUUUCCUGUAAAUCUGGCCGACAGGUGACUUUCUUUGUAAAUCCCGUAGAGGUGCUGCCUUUACCUGUAAUGCUAAUAAAUUAAUCUUGUACAUUG